Molecule: messenger RNA, 1484 nt
Organism: Spodoptera frugiperda (fall armyworm)
Lineage: Eukaryota; Metazoa; Arthropoda; Insecta; Lepidoptera; Noctuidae
Product: serine protease snake
Exons: 9
Coding region: 165-1157 (330 amino acids)
Biological process (GO): proteolysis
Molecular function (GO): serine-type endopeptidase activity
Source: RefSeq, a predicted model, not a curated record
AUUCGAUUAUUCUUAGUCAAAACGAGCGAUGCUUAAGUAAAGUCCACAAAUUGUUUCCUUCAAUAAACAGGUUUUAUGUAUUAAACAGUUUCUCAGUCACGUGUGUAUAGUGUACUGAGUAACACAUCUAUAGUGUUUGUUGAAUAUUGUAGUGCUUACAAAUCAUGAGUGUCAUAAAAACUCCUAAAUUAUUAUGUUGUCUUGUGUUAAUAUUACAUGUGACGAUUGGACAAGAUGUGUUGGGUGAUACUGAGCCACCAAACGACCAAGAAGAAAGCAUACGAGUGGGGUCUUUACCACCAGUAUUAGCGGGCAGUUUGAGCCAGCCCUACAAUAUCACUGAUGAUCCGUGUGCGCCGUAUAAUCCACCUGUACCGGACUUCAGGGGCCCUGGUAGAAGAGUUAGUGACGUGAAAUGUUACGAGUACAUCUGGCAUGUAAAAUUACGGGAUAUAAAAGAAAAAAGGGCUAAAAGAUGUAGUGAAAUACAUCCAGUCCCCGGUAUUAUAGGAGGGCGCAUAGCAAAACGUGGAGAAUUCCCAAAUAUGGUAAGAUCGGGACUGGGCUCCAACACAAUUGCGGAUCGUACUGAUGGCAUCGCAGCAUACGAUGUAAACAUUAAAAACAUUAUUGUUCACCCUCAAUACAAUUCACCGAAGCAGUACUUUGACAUCGCUCUGAUGGAAGUGGACCAGAAAGUUUACUUCUCACGAGACGUCCAGCCUGCCUGCUUGUGGACUAAGCCUGAUAUUGAAUCGCUUAGUCGAACCGCUCUGAUCACUGGCUGGGGAGUAGUUGAAUCAGGAACCCUUAAAACAUCGCCUGAACUCCUGGCUGCAGAUGUGGAUUUUAUAGACACGAAAACUUGCGACGGUCUUCUCAAAAGAUCAUGCAAUAGAAACUGGUGUGGGCUGAAAGAACAUCAGCUUUGUGCUGGCAAAUUGAUUGGUGGGAAGGAUGCCUGUCAGGGUGAUUCAGGAGGACCACUUCAAGUAAACAUUCCUCUACCAAUUAAAACACAAGGCAAUAUGAACUACGUGGUUGGUGUGACGUCAUUUGGCAUUGGCUGUGGAUUACCAGGGCUACCAGGAGUUUAUACAAGAGUAGCAAGCUUCGCUGACUGGAUUGAGGGCAUAGUGUGGCCGGGAGAGAAAUAAUUUUGUUAGGGAAAUUGAAUAUCCUAAUGUUUAUGAACGCCUAGUAAUGCUAUUUUUGGUCCUUUUCAGAUCUUUAACGCUGUCGACAGUGAUUUUAAUUUAUUAUUUCGUUUAUCGCUAUUAAUGAUAUUGGCAAUUACCUAUGUUACUUUAUCGAAAAAAAUAAUUAAGAAAGCAUUAAUUGAUUCAGGUAUUAAAAUAUCUUGUCCUGUUACAUUGAUUGAAUGGGAAUCGAACGAUGAUCAUAUCAAUUAUUUUCUCUGUAGAGUCAGUAAUGGACGUGUAUUUUAUUUCAUUAAAUAAAUGAAUAUUUUGUCAUGAUGAAAA